AGAAAGAGAGAAGAGGCAGGACGAACACUCCCUCCCUCCCUAUCCCACUCAUUAGUGUGCUACAUUUCGCUGACGAUCUCGGGGCAAACAAGCGGCGCAGGACUAGUUUCGCUCAUCAGAAGAGAUUUAUACAUCAUUCCGGGACAUUUUUUCGUCUCCUUGUUAAUCGUGGAAUUGAUCCUGUCGACUUUAAGAGGACAAUUUGACUGUGAUAUCGGCGCAGAUCAGUUUAGAAGAUGGUUCGAGUCUCCGCAAUAUCGGUCCUUAUUUUGGGCAUCGUAGUUCCAGGGUUGGCCGGCUAUAUUGAGGCGCUUGCAGCCAAUGCGGGCACAGGUUUUGCCGUAGCGGAGCCUCAGGUGGCCAUGUUCUGUGGGAAGCUCAACAUGCACGUAAACAUCCAGACAGGACGCUGGGAACCGGACCCUUCCGGGCUGAAGAGCUGUGUAGGAAACCAAGAGGGCGUGCUGCGCUACUGUCAGGAGAUGUACCCUGAGCUCCAGAUCACUAACGUGGUGGAGGCCAACCAGCCAAUCAGGAUUGAGAACUGGUGCAAGAAGGAGAAGAAGCUGUGUAAAGGCCACGCCCACAUCGUGGUGCCUUACAAAUGUUUAGUGGGGGAGUUUGUGAGUGACGUGCUGCUGGUUCCUGAGAAGUGCAGGUUCUUCCACAAGGAGAGGAUGGACAUGUGUGUCAGUCACCAACAGUGGCACGGGGUGGCCGAGGAGGCCUGUUCCAAGGGGACCAUGGUCCUUCACAGCUAUGGCAUGUUACUGCCCUGUGGCAUUGAUAAGUUCCAUGGUACAGAGUAUGUAUGCUGCCCCUCCCCUGGGGAACCCUCCCUGCCCGCCAUGCCCUCCCAGGAGGAAGAAGAAGAAGAUGAAGAGGAGGAUGAAGAGGUGGAGGAGACGGGACUGGAUCAGGAUGGUCUUGUAGAGAAGGAGAGCGAGGCCCCAGCUGAUGAGCAGCCCACCACUCAGAAAGAGGAGGAGCCAUUGGAUGAGGAAGAUGAAGAUGAGGAAGAAUACCAUUAUGUGUAUGAAGAUGAGGAGGCUGACAGAGAGGAAGAGGAGGAGGAGGAGGAGAAGAAAGAGAGGGAUAGUGUUCCAGAGAGCCAGGAUGAAGACAAGACCCUGACAGAGGUCAAAGCGGUGUGUACCCUGGAGGCUGAGACCGGCCCCUGCCGUGCCUCCAUGGCCCGCUGGCACUUCGAUAUGACAACCAGGAAGUGCGUCCGCUUCGUGUAUGGGGGCUGCGCUGGAAACCGCAACAACUUUGACUCUGAGGAAUACUGCAUGGCCGUGUGCAAACGCCUUACAGCAGUGCCCCCCACCCCUCAACCAACUGACGAUGUUGACGUGUACUUUGAGACGCCCGCUGAUGACAAGGAGCAUACACGCUUCCAGAAGGCCAAGGAGCAGCUGGAGAUCAGGCACCGUAACCGAAUGGAGAGGGUGAGAAAGGAGUGGGAGGAGGCAGAGCGUCAGGCUAAGGAGCUUCCUAAGGCUGAGAGACAGACUCUGAUCCAGCACUUCCAGGCCACGGUAGAGUCCUUGGAAGAGGAGGCAGCCAGUGAAAAGCAACAGCUGGUUGAGACCCACCUGGCUCGGGUAGAGGCCAUGCUCAAUGACCGCCGCCGCCUGGCGCUGGAGAACUACCUAGCCGCCCUGCAGGCUGACCCACCGAGGCCCCACCGUAUCCUGCAGGCUCUGAGGCGGUAUGUGCGCGCGGAGAACAAGGACCGUCAGCACACCAUCCGCCACUACCAACACGUACUGGCUGUCGACCCUGAGAAGGCUGCCCAGAUGAAGUCCCAGGUGAUGACCCACCUACGUGUGAUCGAGGAGAGGAUGAAUCAGAGUCUGUCUCUGCUCUACAAGGUUCCCUACGUUGCCGAGGAGAUCCAGGAUGAGAUUGAUGAGUUGCUUCAGGAGCAGAGGGCAGACAUGGACCAGUUCCUGUCGUCUAUCUCAGAGUCUCAGCCGGACGUUACCGUGUCAUCAGAGGAGAGUGUGGAGCUUCCUGUCUCCGAAGGGAAACCCUACCGCCCCUUCCAGGUCACCUCCCUGGGGUCGCGACCUGAACCAGAGGGUUCAGGGAUGUACGGCCAGGACGGGCUGAUCGGAGCCGAGGAGAGGAUCAUCAACAGCAAGCCCAAGAUCAACAACAACAUGGUGGUUGAUGAGACUCUGGAUGUAAAGGAAGUGAUAUACAGUGCUGAGAGAGUCAGCGUUAUGCAUGGUGAUGAGCUGGAAUCCUACCGUCCUCUGGGUGAGGACUUCAGCUUCGGGAGCUCUGCUCUGAUUGGUCUGUUGGUGAUAGCGGUGGCCAUAGCAAUGGUGAUAGUGAUCAGCCUGGUUAUUCUGAGGAAGAGGCAGUACGGAACCAUCAGCCACGGCAUUGUGGAGGUUGACCCCAUGCUGACCCCAGAGGAGCGCCACCUCAGCAAGAUGCAGAACCACGGCUACGAGAACCCCACCUACAAAUACCUGGAACAGAUGCAGAUCUAGGAUUCGCUGUGGCACCGAGCAGAGAGGAGGGGCCAACAUACUACUGACCAAUAACAAAAAAAUACUCUCCUCAGAAAUCAUUUGCGUAAUUACAUCAGAUCACAAUACAUAUACGGAUUUGUUUCCAACCGAUCCUUGAAGAAUAAUGCUAAAACUACUGCUACCAUUGUACUUUCCAGCUCCCUUUGAAUCUUGGGGUUUCUUUUAAAAGGGUGAUGUACGUAAUCUCUACGUUUGAUAUAAUAUGUGAUUUACUAAUUCAUUAUUACGAUUACUCUCUGAAGAUUUAACAUGUGUUGUUUUUUUAAAAUUUGAUUUGUUGUUGUUGUUGUUUUUUAAAAACAUGCAACAAAGGUAAGAAACCAAGCAACGCCAUUGUUGACUAUAAAUGUAUCUCAUCAUCAGACAACAAGGAGGACACUAACAUGUUGUUUCCCAUCGUAUCCGUGUCCCAAAACCUUCUGACGGUCUUCUCAGAAUAACAAAGUUGUUGUUGGUUUCUUUUUCAAUAGAUUGCUUGUGUAUGAAGGUUCUUUGUACCUAUUAAAUGAUGUAUAGUGAAACUACAAACGAGGAAAUAGAAUGAAAACAAAAUCAUGAAUUCAGUUACUUUCUAUUCUUUGUUAUGAUUACAAACUAAAUAUACAUAAACAAUUUUAAAUAUAUAUAAAUAUAUAUAUAAAGUAGCUGUUUUUAUUCCACCAGGGAAGAGAGGCUGAAACUGGGAUGGUGGCUGAGCUAGGUUGGGAUGUUGUGGUGCAGACAGACAGACAGGAGCGCGUGCAGACAGACAGGAGCGCGUGCAGACAAACAGGAGCGCGUGCGGACAGACAGGAGCGCGUGCGGGCGGACAGACAGGAGCGCGUGCGGACAGACAGGAGCGCGUGCGGACAGACAGGAGCGCGUGCAGACAGACAGGAGCACGUGCAGACAGACAGGAGCGCGUGCGGACAGACGAGCACGUGCAGACACACAGGAGAUUGUGCAGACACACAGGAGAUUGUGCAGACACACAGGAGCGCGUGCAGACAGACAGGAGCGCGUGCAGACAGACAGGAGCGCGUGCGGACAGACAGGAGCGCGUGCGGACAGACAGGAGCGCGUGCGGACAGACAGGAGCGCGUGCGGACAGACAGGAGCGCGUGCGGACAGACAGGAGCGCGUGCGGACAGACAGGAGCGCGUGCGGACAGACAGGAGCGCGUGCGGACAGACAGGAGCGCGUGCGGACAGACAGGAGCGCGUGCGGACAGACAGGAGCGCGUGCGGACAGACAAGAGCGCGUGCGGACAGACAGGAGAUUGUGCAGACAGACAGGAGCGCGUGCGGACAGACAGGAGCGCGUGCGGACAGACAGGAGCGCGUGCGGACAGACAGGAGCGCGUGCGGACAGACAGGAGCGCGUGCGGACAGACAGGAGCGCGUGCGGACAGACAGGAGCGCGUGCGGACAGACAGGAGCGCGUGCGGACAGACAGGAGCGCGUGCGGACAGACAAGAGCGCGUGCAGACACACAGGAGAUUGUGCAGACAGACAGGAGAGUGUGCAGACAGACAGACACAGGAGAGUAGACAGACAGGAGAGUGCACAGACCCCAGCUGAUCUCACAGCUCAGACCAGACUUACCCUUAUUACACCCUGACCCAUCUAAAUGAACUGACUCGUACCCUUAUUACACCCUGACCCAUCUAAAUGAACUGACUCGUACCCUUAUUACACCCUGACCCAUCUAAAUGAACUGACUCGUACCCUUAUUACACCCUGACCCAUCUAAAUGAACUGACUCGUACCCUUAUUACACCCUGACCCAUCUAAAUGAACUGACUCGUACCCUUAUUACACCCUGACCCAUCUAAAUGAACUGACUCGUACCCUUAUUACACCCUGACCCAUCUAAAUGAACUGACUCGUACCCUUAUUACACCCUGACCCAUCUAAAUGAACUGACUCGUACCCUUAUUACACCCUGACCCAUCUAAAUGAACUGACUCGUACCCUUAUUACACCCUGACCCAUCUAAAUGAACUGACUCGUACCCUUAUUAUACCCUGACCCAUCUAAAUGAACUGACUCGUACCCUUAUUACACCCUGACCCAUCUAAAUGAACUGACUCGUACCUUUAUUACACCCUGACCCAUCUAAAUGAACUGACUCGUACCCUUAUUAUACCCUGACCCAUCUAAAUGAACUGACUCGUACCCUUAUUACACCCUGACCCAUCUAAAUGAACUGACUCGUACCCUUAUUACACCCUGACCCAUCUAAAUUAACUGACUCGUACCCUUAUUACACCCUGACCCAUCUAAAUGAACUGACUCGUACCUUUAUUACACCCUGACCCAUCUAAAUUAAGGUGAUGAUACGUCCUGUUCAUAUCCACACAUUCAUGUGUGAAUGUACUGUGGAAGAGGGACCAUAUUCUGUCUCCUGAUAUGUUCUCUGAUGGUCCUGAUGGGGUGUAGGGAUUCAGAGUCCAUGUUUUGUCUCCUGAUAUGUUCUCUGAUGGUCCUGAUGGGGUGUAGGGAUUCAGAGUCCAUGUUUUGCACAAGCGAUGCAAUGCUUUUAAAAAUCAAGUAGAAAUGAAUCCGAGAACCAUUUUAAGGAUGUAUUCAUUCACCUGAACAACAGCUGACCCUAAAGCACAGAACAGUUUGAAUAGUCUUUCUCAAAUCAAACCCAAACACUCUCGCUGGGGGGCUUGUGACACACUCGCUGGGGGGCUUGUGACACACUCGCUGGGGGGCUUGUGACACACUCGCUGGGGGGCUUGUGACACACUCGCUGGGGGGCUUGUGACACACUCGCUGGGGGGCUUGUGACCGACCGACAGACAGACCGAUGUGGAUGGAAGAGACAGACAGACAGAUGUGGAUGGAAAGAGACAGACAGACAGAUGUGGAUGGAAAGAGACAGGCAGACAGAUGUGGAUGGAAAGAGACAGACAGACAGAUGUGGAUGGAAAGAGACCAACAGACAGAUGUGGAUGGAAAGAGACCAACAGACAGAUGUGGAUGGAAAGAGACCAACAGACAGAUGUGGAUGGAAAGAGACCAACAGACAGAUGUGGAUGGAAAGAGACAGGCAGACAGAUGUGGAUGGAAAGAGACAGGCAGACAGAUGUGGAUGGAAAGAGACAGACAGACAGAUGUGGAUGGAAAGAGACAGGCAGACAGAUGUAGAUGGAAGAGACAGGCAGACAGAUGUAGAUGGAAGAGACAGACAGACAGAUGUGGAUGGAAAGAGACAGACAGAUGUGGAUGGAAAGAGAGACAGGCAGACAGAUGUGGAUGGAAAGAGACAGACAGAUGUGGAUGGAAAGAGAGACAGGCAGACAGAUGUAGAUGGAAAGAGACAGACAGACAGAUGUGGAUGGAAAGAGACAGACAGAUGUGGAUGGAAAGAGAGACAGGCAGACAGAUGUAGAUGGAAAGAGACAGACAGACAGACAGACAGAUGUGGAUGGAAAGAGACAGACAGAUGUGGAUGGAAAGAGACAGACAGACAGACAGACAGACAGACAGACGGAAAGAGAGACAGUCAGACAGAUGUCGACGGUGAAUGUGUGCAGGUUACUUUUAACGGGGAGGAGGACAGACAGACAGAGAACCGUAGAAUCAGGAGUUGAUUCUCUCUCUCUUGUAACUGUCUCUGUAUAGUUGGCGUUGCGAUCAUGGCUUCUCUUGGGAGGGUUUAUCGUUUCUCAUAUGAACAUUUUUCUUGUUUUAUAUUUUUCUCCUCCUGUGACAGUUUGUCAGUUAUGCGUCUGUCUCACUAUGCACUCUUAUGUAACUACCUGCUUGACUGCAGCGAUCACAAUAGUAGUGAUCAAACGGAUUGAUUGAUUGAUUGAAUUGAUUGACACCAAUGGAAACAAACAGAUUCUGGUUACAGGGGAAGCACAUCAAUAAACCCACUACUUCCAUAAA
Molecule: messenger RNA, 6433 nt
Organism: Oncorhynchus kisutch (coho salmon)
Lineage: Eukaryota; Metazoa; Chordata; Actinopteri; Salmoniformes; Salmonidae
Gene: aplp2
Product: amyloid beta (A4) precursor-like protein 2
Biological process (GO): central nervous system development; axonogenesis
Cellular component (GO): membrane
Molecular function (GO): transition metal ion binding; heparin binding; serine-type endopeptidase inhibitor activity
Source: RefSeq, a predicted model, not a curated record